Manacus vitellinus (golden-collared manakin) is the source of this 3461-nucleotide messenger RNA. It is a transcript of the gene CDCA2, whose product is annotated as cell division cycle associated 2. The record is from RefSeq and is a predicted model, not a curated record. Gene Ontology annotation, cellular component: chromosome; nucleus. Bases 152 to 3232 code for a protein of 1026 amino acids. Lineage: Eukaryota; Metazoa; Chordata; Aves; Passeriformes; Pipridae. The transcript is spliced from 14 exons. Gene Ontology annotation, biological process: regulation of chromosome segregation; regulation of mitotic nuclear division.
GGAAAAAUGUGGGUUUGGGAGCAGCUUGAGCGUGGUAGGGAACUCUUGCUCUUAGGAAAUAACUAUAAUAAUCUGGUUUUUCUUUUUGAUAGGAAUCUGUGAUUACAGGAGCGAAGGCUGAGUGAAUGUUUCUUAAAAUAAAUCCCAAACAAUGCACAGACAACCCAAGAGUCCCCUGAAAGUUAAAGAAAACGAGGGUGGUUGUCUUGAAGAGAAAGAUGAGGCCUCUUUCCCUCUGCCAAAAGACCAGAAGAUCUGCAAAGGGACUAAAUUCAGAGUCAUCAGAGCGUCCAAGAAGGAGAAUUUGAGCGAUGGGAACCAGGCCUGGUCACCCAAACGUGCCCUGAAAUCCCCCAAAGGCCUCGGGGAGGAAUUGUCCCACCCCGAGGGGGAUCCCAGGAGCUGCCCCUUCCCUGGGGGCUGUUGUGGUGUCCUCCAAGGGGAUGUGGGCAGUGAACCCACCUUGCCUUUGAACAGGGAGGAGGAUUUUCCAGGCAGCAGGUCUGGUUCCUUGGGGAGUGAUUCCUGCUCCACUCCUGAGAGGGACAAAGCUGAAGGAAAACCUGAUUUGGGGACAUCUGAAGAGCUGAGGGAAAACCCCGUUGAUUUUGCUACUGUGACAAUUACUGAGUUUGGGAUUGCUCCAGAAAGUUUCACCAAACGAUGUAAAGGGAGUUCUCCCACCUCGCUGAAGUUCCGGCGCAGAUCGACCAUCGGCUUGCGGGGCUCCCCGGAGAACAACUCCCUGAUCCGCUACCUGGCCCAGCAGAGAGGCAAGAGGCAAAAAGAACCUUUUACACAGAUCAGUCCUUUUAAACAUGUGAAUGUCAGGUCGUUGAAGGACAAGAUUGAAACCUUUCAAACAUCUUUUGAAUCCCUCCAAGAAGCUGAAGGAGAAACUGGACUCUCUGGGCUGUCCCACGGGGAUGAUUCUCAGGAAGGAGGCUCUUCUCAGAACAAAGUGCCUUUUAAAAAGGAGCCAGACCUGGAGCAGUGGAGUGAAAAGUUCCUGUUGGACAACAGUGGAGCUGAUUUGAAAGAGAAUUUUUGCAGGGAAAACGUGACCAGGAGCAGUAAAUGUGACCCCAGGAUCUGCAGCAUCUUGUCUCCAAACCCAACUGUGACUGAACCUGCUGCUCUACAGGAAUGGGUUUAUGGGCAAAAAAAUCCUUCUGAGUCCUUGGAGACUGUUGCAAUUGGAGAUCCCUUGGAAAGAGGCCAUGUUUUCAGGUCUGAGCCCACCCCUGCUGACAGCAGAAGUGAUGUUCUCUCGGCUCUGAGCAGGAAGAAGGUUGCUUUUGUGGCAGGACUGAGCCUGGGAAUGCUGGAGGAAAGCAAAGCCCUCGUCACCCCCCCUGCCACCCCACGACAAGCAGGCACCGUUCCCUUCAGCGACCUCACCCAGAGCAGCUCCCUGAGGUCCAUCCUGAAGAAAACCCCCAUGAGGCAACUCCUGGGCAGCCCAAAGGAAUACUUGAAUGAUGCAGUUGGCAGAGGAGGAGGGGAACCUGUCUCAGUCUCCUACUAUGAAAAAACCUUUGAAGCAUCAGAAACAGAGAACACUGAAAAUCUCGACCUCAAAACGCCCAAGAAGAAAAAAGUGACUUUUGGAGAAGUUCUGAGCCCUGAAAUAUUCGACCAGACCUUGCCUGCAAACACCCCCCUGCGCAGAGGAGCCUCCCCAGGCCUGAGCUCCAGCCCUUCCCCAAGGCCAGGCUUAACUGCAGAACCUUUACCCAGGCUGGAGUUUGGCUGUGAGGAUGAAUGUGUUGAGCCUCCCCAAGAUUUCCUGGAGAGUUCCUUUGCUGCAGAAGACCCUCCACCUGUUGAAAAUGCAGAAGAACCAACUGACAAAGCUGACAUGGUAAAAACUCGUUCUUCUGCUAAAAGGAAGCACAGGGCUGAGUCAGAGCAGGCUGAUGGCAAACCCUCAGGAGCCACCACCACCAGGAAUGCUGAAGGCACUAAAAAUCCAAGGAGGAACAAGAUCCCACGCCAGAAGAAUCCACCCACAUCUGCUCCCAAAAAACCACAGAGAUCAAGACAAACAAGCUACGGGAAAAGAAGAAAGAGAAAAGUGAAAAAAUCUCUAUAUGGGGAAAGAGAGAUGGCUUCUAAGAAACCCCUUCUCAGCCCUAUCCCUGAAAUUCCAGAGGAUUUCUCUUCUGUCUCAUCUCCAGACUCACCAAAGGCAGAGGGGCUUUUUUCAGAGGAUGCAGCUGCAGAUAAUCCUAAAUCCUGGAAUGCCUGUGAGGAUGUCCAGGAGGAGGUGGUGGUUGAAGGGGUGAGAGGGAAGAGCAUCAUCCAUGCAGGGGAUGUGGAUCCAAGCUCCAAGGACCUGGAUGUGGCAGCUCCUGGCAGCUCCAGGGAUGGGGCCCCUCAGGUGUCCCAGGAGGACCUGGAGGCUCCUUCUGGCACUGAGCAGGAGGUUUCAAACGUCGUGCCAGAUGCAGAGGGUGGUUUUGGUACAUCUGAGGGUUUCCAGCAAGGUGAAGAUGAAGCAAAGGAGAGUAGUUCCUUGACAGAAAAUGAGCAACUAGAAGGAAAUCUCCUGGGAUUUCUGGAACAACAGGCCACUGAUGUACACGAGGGUGCCCAGAGAACUCAGUGCCCUCAGCCAGGUUCUGUAAGUGGUAGCCCAGCAAGAGGAAGAAGAAGAAGAAGCAGCAGUGCCAUCUACUUUCCUCCUGUUGAAAACUUGGAAAUGACUGGAAUGGACCUGCCAGUGUCAUCUUAUAACGUGGAAGAAGUUUUGUGUGUUCCCAAAAGCUCCUUCCAGCCUUCCCGAAGGAAGGGCAGCGCCGGCGGCGAGACCAGAGUGCGGCGCAGCAUGAGGCUCAGGAGAGAGGCAGGAACUGAGGGACUUGCAUGGAUUCAGCUCCCCAGGGAGCUCCCAGAGCAGCCUCCCCUGCCAGCUCCCGCUCCCAAAUCCAGGAGGAGAGUCAGCACAUCCAUCCUGGUGGGGGCUGAGAACGUUCAACCCCGAGAGCAGAGCCCCGGCCUGUUCCCAGCCCUGGGGAAGGAGAACGAGGACUCUGCUCGUUGUGCCCACGGGCCUGGCAGGAGGAGGAGGAGGAGAAGUGCACCCACACCUCCAGAAACUCCUUGGGCUCAAACCCAGAAAAGGAGAAUCACAAAUUCUGUAAAUAAGAAGGACAGAAAUAACACCAAACACUCAGAAGAAGCAGAAAAACCUCCCGAGGACACUCAGCGAGGUUUCAGCUGUCUCUGAUUUUCUGAAGUGAAGAUGAAUAUUAGAGUCUUAUGUUCUGUCCAAGUGCUGUUUUCUCCUCUCUUCCACUUUUAUUCCCUUAUUAAUUUUCUGGUUAACUUAGAGCUAAUUUUCCAUGUCUUGAGGCCUAAAAUGCUUGAAGAUCAGACCUGUGGGGAAGACUGGCUUGGCUCAGGGGGUUGAUCUGGUACAGCUGUGGCAGGUAAUCAAGAGAAUAAAAAAUUCUUCA